UGGAGCCUCGCCGCGCCCCUCCCGCGCCCGCCUCCCGCUCCAGUGCCCGGAACCGGCGGCGGAGCCGCGACCGCAGGCAGUGGAACGGCGACGGCACCCCGGAGCCGCCGGCAUGAGCGCCCCCCGCCGCCCCGCGUCCCGGGCCCGGCCUUUCUGACAAGAGCUAGACUUCGGGCUCCUUGAGGAUAUUCCAUUUUGUACUUUGGAAUAUCCCCUCACGGUAUCCAGCAUGCAGUAACAUUCUUAAUGAUUAGCCUCAGCAGGAUAGGUGGGAGAGCAUUGCUGUCGAAUUCCAGUCAUGGUGCAGAAAUACCAGUCACCGGUGAGGGUGUACAAGCACCCCUUUGAGUUAAUUAUGGCUGCCUACGAAAGGAGGUUUCCUACGUGCCCCUUGAUUCCGAUGUUUGUGGACAGCGACACCGUGAACGAGUUCAAGAGUGAAGACGGGGCCAUUCACAUUACAGAAAGGCGCUGUAAGCUGGACAUAGAUGCACCAAGGCUGCUGAAGAAGAUCGCAGGAGUCGAUUACGUAUAUUUUGUCCAGAAAAACUCCCUGAAUUCUCGGGAGCGCACCUUGCACAUCGAAGCCCAUAACGAAACGUUCUCUAACCGGGUCAUCAUCCGCGAACACUGCUGCUACUCUGUUCACCCUGAAAAUGAAGAUUGGACCUGUUUUGAACAGUCUGCAAGUUUAGAUAUUAAAUCUUUCUUUGGUUUUGAAAGUACGGUGGAAAAAAUUGCGAUGAAACAGUAUACCAGCAACAUUAAGAAAGGGAAAGAAAUCAUUGAGUACUAUCUUCGUCAGUUGGAAGAAGAAGGCAUAACGUUCGUGCCCCGCUGGACUCCGCCUUCCACUGCUCCCUCUUCAGAGAUGCCGUCCGCCUGUAGGAAGCAGGCCGUGUCCCCGGCCACCGCUGUCCCGGAUGCCGCCCAGGCGGAGGGGCUGGGCGGCGAGGCCCUCAGCGGCCCCAGCGCGCCGCCCGAGCCGGCCGCGGGGACCCCCGACGACAAGCUGGAUGCCGACUACAUCAAGAGGUACCUGGGGGACCUGACGCCGCUGCAGGAGAGCUGCCUGAUCCGCCUCCGCCAGUGGCUCCAGGAGACCCACAAGGGCAAGAUCCCGAAAGAUGAGCACAUCCUUCGGUUCUUACGUGCCCGGGACUUCAACAUCGACAAAGCCAGGGAGAUCAUGUGCCAGUCGUUGACCUGGCGGAAGCAGCACCAGGUGGACUACAUCCUGGAUACCUGGACCCCCCCCCAGGUCCUGCACGACUACUACGCGGGGGGCUGGCACCAUCACGACAGAGACGGGCGGCCGCUCUACGUGCUCAGGCUGGGACAGAUGGACACCAAGGGUCUGGUGCGGGCCCUCGGGGAGGAGGCCCUGCUGCGAUACGUUCUCUCCAUAAACGAAGAGGGGCUGAGACGGUGUGAAGAAAACACAAAAGUCUUUGGUCGACCCAUCAGUUCGUGGACCUGCCUGGUGGACCUGGAGGGCCUGAACAUGCGGCACCUGUGGCGGCCCGGCGUCAAGGCCCUGCUGCGCAUCAUAGAGGUGGUGGAGGCCAACUACCCCGAGACGCUCGGCCGCCUCCUCAUUCUCCGCGCCCCCAGGGUGUUUCCCGUCCUCUGGACUCUGGUGAGCCCAUUCAUCGACGACAACACGAGAAGGAAAUUCCUGAUUUACGCAGGAAACGACUAUCAGGGUCCUGGCGGCCUGCUGGAUUACAUUGAUAAAGAGAUUAUUCCAGAUUUUCUGAGCGGGGAGUGCAUGUGUGAAGUGCCCGAGGGCGGACUGGUGCCCAAGUCUCUGUACAGGACGGCGGAGGAGCUGGAAAACGAGGACCUCAAGCUGUGCACCGAGACCAUCUACCAGUCUGCCAGCGUCUUCAAGGGAGCCCCGCACGAGAUCCUCAUUCAGAUCGUGGAUGCCUCUUCGGUGAUCACUUGGGAUUUUGACGUGUGCAAAGGGGACAUCGUCUUCAACAUCUACCACUCCAAGAGGUCGCCCCAGCCUCCCAAGAAGGAGUCCCUGGGGGCGCACAGCAUCACUUCCCCCGGCGGCAACAACGUGCAGCUAAUAGACCGGCUGUGGCAGCUGGGCCGGGACUACAGCAUGGUGGAGUCACCCCUGAUCUGCAGGGAAGGGGAGAGCGUGCAGGGCUCGCACGUGACUCGGUGGCCAGGCUUCUACAUCCUGCAGUGGAAGUUCCACAGCAUGCCAGCGUGCGCCGCCACCAACCUGCCCCGCGUGGACGACGUGCUGGCCUCCCUGCAGGUGUCGUCCCACAAGUGCAAAGUGAUGUACUACACCGAGGUGAUCGGGUCUGAGGACUUCCGAGGCUCCAUGACCAGCCUGGAGUCCAGCCACAGCGGGUUCUCGCAGCUGAGCGCCGCCACCACCUCCUCCAGCCAGUCCCACUGCGGCUCCGUGGUCUCCAGGUAGUGCCCGGUGCUCCCCGGAUGGCCCGCCGGUCUCCGCCAGCUGCCGGCCCCCCACCUGUGCUGCGUGGACCCCUCGGCCUUUCGGGAGCGGGGAGCUGUCCGGGCAGUCCGCGAAGUCCUCGGUCCCAGACUCUCUCAGCAGGUAGUUUUAACUCUGACUCAAUAGCCAUAGAUUUUGUAUACGGUGUGCACAAAAUCAAACCAGAGCACAAGGGCUCCCUUGAAAGAGAAGUCGUUUGUAUACAAUUAAGAGGUUGACUUUGUCUCCGAAGUUGAUGCAAAAAAUGUUUCCAGCAACCUCGUCCACACGCUGCCCGUCAGCGGAUGAGACCCCGCCCCGCCCUUCAGAGGCGCCGCCACCCCACCCGGCGCAGGAGCUGCCGCCGACUCGGCCAUUGCCACGUGCAGGGGCUCUCGGGGACUCCCCGACGCCAGGAAGCCGCCGCCAUCAUUAAACACUUUCUCUUUCCUCCUUUU
Messenger RNA from Hyaena hyaena (striped hyena), 2922 nucleotides. RefSeq names its product SEC14 like lipid binding 1 (gene SEC14L1). Gene Ontology annotation, cellular component: cytoplasm; cytosol. The record is from RefSeq and is a predicted model, not a curated record. NCBI's taxonomy places the organism in Eukaryota, Metazoa, Chordata, Mammalia, Carnivora, Hyaenidae. Gene Ontology annotation, molecular function: RIG-I binding. The coding region runs from base 299 to 2446 and encodes 715 amino acids. The transcript has 17 exons. Gene Ontology annotation, biological process: negative regulation of RIG-I signaling pathway.